Molecule: messenger RNA, 1584 nt
Organism: Exophiala aquamarina CBS 119918
Lineage: Eukaryota; Fungi; Ascomycota; Eurotiomycetes; Chaetothyriales; Herpotrichiellaceae
Exons: 1
Coding region: 1-1584 (527 amino acids)
Source: RefSeq, a predicted model, not a curated record
AUGUCAGCUGUCGAUUAUUCUGUCGAUGUCGCUAGAAAAUCUGGCUGUGAGGUUCCAUCUUGGAAACACACAGCGCUACGGGCGAGACAAGUUCUAUCCGACAGCAUUCCCACGAGAUGGAAGUUGCCCGCCACGUUUGAGCCACCAGACACGGACUACCAGCGUGCCGCCCUUGAUUGUGGCAUCUUAACCCCAAGGCAAGUGAGUUUGACUCAUUUGACAGCUUCUGAGUUGCUACCCAUGCUACACACGGGGACAUUGAGUGCAGCCGAGUUGAUGGAAGCAUUCUGUGCUCGGGCGGCUAUUGCCCAGCAACUCAUCAACUGCCUGACAGACUUUUUCCCAGAGGAGGCGAUUGAGUCGGCCAACUUGUUGGAUGCUGAAUACUCCGAGACCCAAAAACCUCGGGGGCCUCUGCAUGGGCUUCCAAUCGCAAUCAAAGACACUUAUGCCGUCAAAGGCAAAAGAACGACAAAUGGCUGUGCCGCAUGGUAUGAUAGCGAGCCCGCAGAGGACGAUGCCUCCCUUGUCCAGGUGAUGAAGGAUGCAGGAGCGAUAAUCUUUGCAAGAACCACAAUGCCACAAACCGGCAUGGCUCUGGAGACGGUUAGUCCCCUCUGGGGCCGAACACUCAAUCCAUAUAACUCGAAAUUCGGGCCCGGUGGCUCUUCUGGUGGCGACGGCGCUCUAGUCGCCAUGCAUGGAGCUCCUUGUGCGCCGCUGGCCUCGGAUAUUGGAGGUAGCAUUCGUGCCCCGGCGGCUUUCAACGGUCUCUAUGGCAUGCGGCCAUCAUCUGAAAGGGUUCCUCGGACGGGACUGGUAUCACAAAGAAUGGGUCAAGUCUCGAUCAAGGCAUCGUGUGGUCCAAUCAGUCACAGCAUGAGCGAUCUGAAGCUUCUUCUCAAGUUGAUCUUGACACACCCAACCCUGCCGUACGAGCCAACGUGCAUUUCAGGAUUCUGGAAGGAGACACUUCCAAAAGCAAAACUCACGAUUGGUAUACUUUCAACAGACGGCAUUGUAGACCCACAUCCACCGGUCGCCCGCGCUCUCAGAGAGGUUGCGAUCAACUUGCGGGCAGCUGGACAUCAAGUCAUAGAGUUCAAGCCCCCAAUAGAUCUUUGGGAGGCUGCGCUCAUCACAUGGAAGCUCUAUUUCCAAAAUGGAGCUAAUGAGACCAUGGCGGCUCUGGCGACAUCUGGCGAGCCCAUGAUUGCUCAAUUCCGACACUACCUUGAAGUCUUCGACGUGCGCGAGCGCACGAUCUCGGAGAUCAGUGAAUGUCACAGAAACCAAGCCGCCCACAAACAGGCCUUUGUCGAUGCUUGGAACGCCACGUUGGAAGAGAGCGAAACAGGACAGCCGAUGGACUGCAUCAUCGCUCCUUCGGCACCAUUGGUUGGAUCGCCCCAUGACUUUCCUCUAUGGUGGGGUUACACGACGAUCUGGAACCUCAUAGACUAUCCCUCAAUCAUUUUACCGUUGAAGUCGUUCAGAGUGGAUCCGACAAAAGAUGCCAAAGAUAUGAGCUACAAGCCGCGUGACAAUCCGUUCGACAAACCCAACUGGGAGAUCUGUAAGUGA